Drosophila teissieri is the source of this 2093-nucleotide messenger RNA. RefSeq lists its product as uncharacterized. The transcript has 2 exons. The record is from RefSeq and is a predicted model, not a curated record. Bases 211 to 1269 code for a protein of 352 amino acids. Lineage: Eukaryota; Metazoa; Arthropoda; Insecta; Diptera; Drosophilidae.
GGUGCGACCACGGUUCGUGUCGAUUGCGAAUUCGCAGCCCGGCGCUCCGUAGCCAUUGUCGGAUUGGAUCGGAGAGGGUCUUGCAAUCGCUUGGCGGCGAUUUCGAAUUUGGAAGCAGUCGCGCCCGAAACGUCGCCGCGAACGCAACGAUCGGUUAACGGUAAAGUUAUAGAAGGCGCCUCAUUGAACGCUAGUAGGGGAUAGUCCAGGAUGGAUCCCGAGUUUGUGAACAAAUACAAUCAGGUUCUGAGCCGGCUGAAGCUGGUGGAAAACUUCGAUGGCAGUGAUCCUGGCAAGCUGCCGCAGUUUCUCCACAAAAUCGAGGCUCUCAUGCCGGCCAUAAACAGUUUCGAUGACUAUUACAAGGCUCAGUUGAUAGGACAUAUCAAAAAUAAGUGCACAGAACGAGCGAGGGAGGCGGUCUUCACGCGACAAAUGAGCGCUCCUGUGGGCAAUGGCAAUGGAGCCGGGAAUGGCCACCUCCUGAAGGCCGAGUCCUGGCUGAAACUCAAGGAUCAACUGCUGUACAACUAUGCGGAGAGGGAGUCCAGCUAUUCGUUGAUACACAAGAUACGGAGCGCUGUUUUGGACUCAAACAUAGAGCUGUAUUACCAGAAGAUGGCCAAGCUCAAGCACAGACUGAUCAAUAGAAAGCUAACCCACAAUGACACCCUGUAUAGUCUCGAGGACAUCGAGCGCAUCACCCUGCAGGUUUUCAGGGAUCACCUGCCCGAGCCCACACACUCGAUGAUCCUGCGGCGGAAUCCCAAGAGCAUGGAGGAGGCCUAUCGCUACAUAGUGGAGGUGCAGCAGCAGUUUUACACACAGAGCGGAUCUCUGGCCAGUGACCACCAGGCGGCCACCUUCAGCACCAGCCACAAGCAGCAGUCCUACGGAGUGGGAAUGGGCGGAGUGGGUGUGAGCACCGUGGGAGUGGGCGUGGGCAUGGGCAUGGGAAUGGGCGCCGUGGGCCUGGGACUCUCCUCCUACGUCCGCCAAAUGUCCAACGACAAGGGCCAGCAGAACAGCACCAAGAGCUACUAUAACCAGUCGGCUCCUCCCGUGGGCGCCGGCAAGAAUCAUCCCAUGUUCAAGAGCAUGGGCAACCCCACCUUCAAGUCCAGCUUCAGCUACAAUGGCACCAGCAACAACUCCGGCAUGGGAUCGAAUUACUCGAGUGGCAAGAAGUCGGACAUCAAACAGAACUACCAGCAGCAGAAGAGCCAGAACUACUCGAAGACCUCAUCGGCGAGUGCUUGGAAAAAGUAGUGGACAUGGAUAGACAUGGAUAGAUCUCCCUCCCAAUCGAUGAGUGAUCCAGUGAGAUAGGCGAAUCGAGCAUGACCUAACCCCUUGGAGCCUGUGACUAAGCCAAGGCAAAGUGCUUGCCACCUCAUGCUAAUUACCCAGAUACCUCACCCUCUAAUGGUGAUGAUGUGGCCGAAGAUUAUAGGAUGUGAAUAUAGAUUAAAGUGAUGUGAGCACUACUGGGAGCAACGAGAUGGAGCUGAUCUGCCCUGUUCCCCGAUAACCAUAGCAAAUCUAUCUAUCAGUACAACUAAGAUGAUAAUGAUGUGAAUGUUUAAAUAAAACAAAUAAUACAACUGUUAAUAUUAUAAGUAACAAUGCUGCAAUUUAAAUACCUCCACGGAUUAAGCGUACUAGAUUGCACAUGCAAAUAAAACUAACCGAAACAAACCAUACAGAUGAAGACAAUAGAAAUAGAAAGUAGGGGCAUUGCGAUAAUAGAACGUGUGCAUAUGGAACCGAGCAAUGAACUAUCAAUUAAAACGCAAAAGAACUAAAAGUAUAUGAUGUGGAAGUAUUAUGAAUCGCUAAUUCGAGAUGAUAGCAAUGAUCUUGUCGAAAUACCAGAUAAUGAAGCCGAUCGAGAUAAUUGAGUGCAUGAUGUUCGAUCUUCCAUAAUGAUGACAUCGAUCGCGUGUCCAUCGAUGAUGAUCAAACUGCAGACAGUAUCGACAUGUUAAUUAUUAGCUCAUAAGACCCGAGUGUACAUAGCCCCACACCUCAACCGCAGCCCCAGUCACAUAACCCCCUAUAUCUCCCGCAAAUCGACUAUUUUUAACAACAAU